Messenger RNA from Malania oleifera, 2019 nucleotides. Its product is annotated as omega-6 fatty acid desaturase, chloroplastic-like. The transcript has 10 exons. Gene Ontology annotation, molecular function: oxidoreductase activity. Gene Ontology annotation, biological process: lipid metabolic process. Lineage: Eukaryota; Viridiplantae; Streptophyta; Magnoliopsida; Santalales; Ximeniaceae. Bases 407 to 1774 code for a protein of 455 amino acids. The record is from RefSeq and is a predicted model, not a curated record.
AUGGUGUCACAUCACUACGAAAUGCCACUUCAUUUAGCCGGCAAGGUGGAAAAAUCAUUAUCAACUGGAAAGGUCAUCGCGUACAGAGAGCAACUGGGAAUAACUUUUGAACAUGACCAUCAAUAAAUUGCAACGUUGAUAGAAGAAGAGCCCAGAACUGCGGAAGUACCAAAACCCUAUGAAAACCCAUACCCACCCAUCAAUAAUUGCCAUCAAGCCCAUGCUGCCAAGAACGCGAAAUGGAUGAGACCCUUUUAGGGUGUAUCCAAUCUUAUUUAUGAUCACAAGCAGCAUUUGUUCACAACACAAGGAAAAAGAGCGACGGUGCCGUGCCGUGAAGAACUACUGUACUGUGGCCUGCGGGGAUUGCUCUGUUUUUGUUUUGGUUUGGUGAUUGUGCGCCAAAAUGGGUUGCAGAUGUGUUGCAGAUCCUGCGGGCUACGGCAUUUCCAUGGUCAUAUCCACUACGUCUCUUUCCCUUUCUCAGUACCCAUAUCAGAGGGCAACUCAAAUACGCCCCUCCCGGCAGCGGCGGCUUCAUUCCUCAAGUAUGCAUCAUCUGAAGAGGGAAAGCCUUCUCCAAAGAGGAAACAAGCAACAGCAGCAUUUAGUUCCUGUCAAAAGGACUAAAAUUGUAAAAGCUGUGGCAGUUCCUCCCACAGCAUCUUCAAUUGAUGGCAUCGAGUAUAGAAAACACUUAGCUAAAAGCUAUGGUUUUGCACAAAUUGCAGAACCGAUUCCUGAAACUGUUACAUUAAAGGAUAUUGCUGAUACACUACCAAAGAAGUUGUUGGAGAUUGAUGAUGCAAAAGCAUGGAAGGCUGUUCUAAAAUCUGUCGCAUUUUAUGCAUUGGGGCUCUUCAUGACUUCAAAGACCCCAUGGUAUCUGCUUCCACUGGCUUGGGCAUGGACAGGGACUGCAGCUGCAGGGUUCUUUUCUAUAGGUCAUGAAUGUGGUCAUAAAUCAUUUUUCAGAAACAAGUUGGUGGAAGACAUUGUUGGAACUCUGGCCUUUUUGCCAUUGAUAUAUCCAUAUGAGGCAUGGCGUUUUGAACACGAACGGCAUCAUGCAAAAACAAACAUGUUGUUUGAGGAUACAGGCUGGCACCCAAUUCCAAAAGAAUAUCUUGAAUCAUCUCCACUUGUGCGUAAAGCCAUGAUAUAUGGAUAUGGUUUACUCCGGCCUUGGAUGACUAUAGCGCAUUGGUUGCAGUGGCACUUUGAUGUGAACCAGUUCAGACCAAAUGAAAUGAAGAGGGUAAAGAUAAGCUUGGCUUGUGUUUAUGCAUUUAUCGCAGUUGGAUGGCCAUUCCUUAUCUACGAGACAGGGUUCACCGGUUGGAUCAACUUCUGGUUAAUGCCAUGGCUGGUUUAUCAUUUUUGGAUGAGUGUUGUCACAAUGAUCCACCACACGGCUCCUCACAUAUCUUUCAAACCUCGGGAUGAGUGGAAUGCAGCUGAGGCUCAGCUUAGUGGAACAAUUCAUUGCGAUUACCCUUCUUGGGUAGAGUUUUUCAUUCAUGAUAUCAAUUUCCAUGUACCACACCAUAUCUCCCCAAGGAUACCGUUCUACAAUCUGCGUGCUGCCCAUCAGUUGCUUCGAGAUCACUGGGGAAAGUAUCUUAAUGAGACUACUUGGAGUUGGCGUUUGAUGAAGACCAUAAUGACAACGUGCCAUGUUUAUAGUGAGGAGAAGAAUUACAGUACCUUCGAUGAACUUGCCCCUCAAGAUUCUCGUUCCAUCACUUUCCUGAGAAAAGUUAUGCCUGAAUGAGCUCGGUUUGUGGUGUGCCUUGAUUGUGAAAUUCACCAGCUUGGUUCACUCAUAUAUCCUAUGCACCUUUUUCUUGGGGUUAUGAUGCCAAAAUGUAUGCCCAGUCUCUCAUGCAUUCUCACAUGUAUUGUCAUGAUUCCCUUUGAAAAUAUCGUUUAGGGAGGGAAACCAUGGCAGGGAAAUUCUAAUAUUAAUCUUUCAUUUUAUUUGCUUAUUUUAAAUAAUUAAAAAUUCAAUUGCUAAUC